UACUCCAUCGAAGACGUUGGAUUGGGUUCCUUGUGAUGGGUGGCCUCCUUUUCAGUGUGCUAUGCUUGAUGUAAGUUGCAAAGUUCCCUUGGCUUCGAAUUCUUCUUUGAAUGAUCGCAUUGCAGCCUUCAUUUUGUGCUCUCUUUGCAACUACCCCCUUGCAUAAAGUCAUCGCUGACACUUUUCUCAUUAGGUUCCUCUGGACUAUCAAAAUCAGACUUCGGAUGCCCCUCGAGCGUAUAUCGCAUUAAUGAAAUAUCCCGCUACCGACCCAAAAGACUACAAGGGCAUGAUUUUACUCAACCCCGGGGGGCCAGGUGGCUCUGGUGUGCAGUUUGCAGCGACUAUGGGCCCAAUUUGGUCCGAUGCUACUGAAACAAUUGGACCGAUCGGACCAAAUUUCGAUAUCAUCGGAUUCGAUCCACGAGGCGUCGGCUUCAGCAUUCCAUCAGCAAAUUGUACCUACAGCUUAGAUUUACCAAUUGGGAAAAGAUUCGAUCAACCAAACGGCCCCAUUCUCGACAUGGAAGGGUUUGCACGGGAACUGCCAGAAAUUGAAAAGUUGUUACGUUCUGCCAAAUUAUGCGAGAAGGCUAUUGGUGGUUCAGAUGGAGCCGGUCAAUACAUGAGUACGGCCACUGUCGCGCGUGAUAUAGUUUCUAUUACAGAUGCCUUUGCAGCUACCUCUGAUGGGCAGAAAGUCAAAAAUCCCAAGCUGACUAAUUACCUGGGAAUUAGUUACGGAUCAUUCCUUGGCCAGACUUUUGCUUCUAUGUUUCCUGAACGCGUUGGACGGUUCCUUCUGUCUGGCGUCGUUGACCCAGACGAUAUUGUUACUGGAUUACCCAUGCGCCACUUGCAAAGCCUGGAUGAAACCUUUGCUGGAUUCUUUGUAUACUGCAGUCUUGCCGAAGAUGGGCGAUGCGAUUACGCAAGGGGGGACAGUCCCAGAGAUAUUUUUCUUAGGUUUGAAAAUAUUCUUGCUCGUCUCGAUAUCAAUAAAGCUCGUGCAAACAAAUGGAAAAAUGUGACGCUUAUCGAGGAAGUUCUAUAUACAAUGAAAAAGACCAUUUUCGAUGCUGCCUAUCUCCCGAGAGAAAUGUUUCCAAAAGUUGCAGAAGGACUUUUGUCGUUGGAAAAGGCCAUGAACAACCGCACUCCUUUUGAAGAAUUGGAGGAUUAUCGGAACCGAUUAGUAGCAUUCAAGUUUCCCCAAGAGUGGUACAACGGCAACAUGUGUUCAGACCAGAACGGAAUAAUGAGAAAUGUCACCGUACAAGAAAUCUGGCCCUUGGUGAGCACCUUACAACAUCAGAGUUAUAUUGGGGGUGACGUCUACCUUGCGAACUGGUUCGCAUGCUUGGGAUGGAGCAUCGUUCCGAAGGAGGUUUAUCAAGGUACAUUCAUACUCCCAGGUUGCGUAGGUAAUCAUUUCUAAUUACUAUUUUCCCUUUCUAGGACCUUUUGGCGGGCCUACAGAAACCCCGAUUCUGUUUGUAGGGAACAGUUGGGAUCCAGUAACUCCUAUCUAUAAUGCGCUUAAGGGAGGGAAUAUCUUCACCCAGGCCGGGGUGUUAACUGUCAACGAACCAGGUGUAAGCAACCAUUUCUAUUCAAGACGGCCUCCUAGAUUAACACUAGUUAGCAUUCUGUCUGGAAUCCUUGUGCGACUAAGAAGAUCCGUGCAUACUUUAAGGAGGGCACAAUGCCAGGAAGUGACAAUUUCUGUAUUGGAACCGAGCCUGGACAAGGUGUUUUCAAUACCACAUUGAAGGUGCGGUUGGAAGAGAAUGAGGCAUGGAGGGAAAUUGUUCAGAGACUAAGAGAAUUGAGAUUGAAGAGUUGGAAGGCGCACACUUGAGAAGGCUUGGUGUAAUUUUCAAUCAUUCAUUAGGUUUGGCGUUGGUUUCAAGUGGGUUUUCGAGAUUAUUGUUGAACUGAGGUCUUGAUUCUUAGCGAGGCGUCGGUUGCUCGCUAUCCUUAGUCAAUUAGACCAUAUUAGCUGCAAAAGUGCGCUAGUAAAGCUACUAGAAAAU
Molecule: messenger RNA, 2036 nt
Organism: Hymenoscyphus albidus
Lineage: Eukaryota; Fungi; Ascomycota; Leotiomycetes; Helotiales; Helotiaceae
Source: the annotation of a GenBank genome assembly